Molecule: messenger RNA, 3626 nt
Organism: Mytilus trossulus (common blue mussel)
Lineage: Eukaryota; Metazoa; Mollusca; Bivalvia; Mytilida; Mytilidae
Product: spermatogenesis-associated serine-rich protein 2-like
Exons: 15
Coding region: 88-2160 (690 amino acids)
Cellular component (GO): cytoplasm
Molecular function (GO): protein binding
Source: RefSeq, a predicted model, not a curated record
GAACUUUCCGACAUAAACAGCAGAGGCAGCAUUUCCGGUGAAAAGUGGCAGCAGCACUUUCAAGUUUUGAAGUUGACAUUAUAAGUGAUGAUGGCACGUAAAAACACACUGAAAACAGAUAAUCCAGGUUCUAUACACUUUGACCCCAGAACUAAGUCUGUGAUGGCAGAAACCUCUCAUCUACAAGAUAAUAUAAAAGAGAAGGUGAAUGCAGUCCGUGAAGUUGUACCUGGGAAAAGUAAUAACGAGAUAAUCUUAGUUUUACAGUUUUAUGAUUAUAAUGUAGAGAAGGCUAUACAGGGCUAUGUUGAAGAUGGAGCCAAGCAAGCUUUACAAGAAUGGCAUUAUCCAGGGAACAAGGCCCCGAAAAAGAAACGAAAUAAAAAGAAAAAACCUGCAAAUGACAGCUCUCCUCAUGUGAAUGGAGACGUGUCUUCAGCAGAAAUUGUUCCAAAUGGAAUUGUUGCAAAUGGUUCCAUAGAAUCAGACACCGAGCCAGUAAAGACGAACUCCAUCAGUGAUAUUGAUAGCUCAGUCAGCAGUCUGUCACUCUCACCAACCACGUGUACAGUCCCCAGUCUAACAGAAUGUGAUAAACCCAAUCAUGUGACGCCUAGCGACACAUCACAGGAGUCCAUAACGACUCAGAAACAUGCAAAACUCAAUCAUGUAUCGCCUGUCGCCACAUCGCACAAUUCUGUGUCGUCUCAGAAACAUGCAAAAGUCAACAAUGCAUCUCCUACCAACACAUCGCAGAAUACAGUAUCAAACCAGAAACAUGCUAAAUUCAAUCAUGCAUCACCAGCGAAAAAUUCACAGAAUUCAAAUACCACUUCACGCCAUGCAGAUAAUUCAUCCACGAGGACUGCCGAUAAACCAGCAUCAGUAUCUGUUCGUUCUGAUCAGCAUCCAUCAUCGUCAGGACCUAGUCGCAAAAAAUCCCAGUCGCCCAUAGCAACAGGAACAUCAACUCCACGAAAUAAAUCACAAUCACCACUGACCGGUGGUAAACCAGUACAACCAUCCAAUACAAAAUCAACACAAUCAUCAUCGACCAAAAGUCAGUCUGUUGUUAGCACACUGCCAGAAAACAUUUCAUCACAACCCCCAGCCCCUCAGCGACAAACACACCCACAUUCUAGAGCACAUCAUUCAGCUUCACAUUCACUUAGACAAAGAACAGCAAGUGAAAAAAGUUCAGAUAGGCAGAGAACAGCGAGUGAAAGAAGUUCAGAUGGUCACUCACUGCCAAAACAGAUUCACAAAACUUUAGAGAAAUCAGUGAAGGACUUACACAGACAAACAGUAUCGUUAGAAAGAUACCGUUUGAUACUGGACGAAGAGGUUGAUAAAAACUACAAACGAAUUAAAUCUGUCUUUGAUGAAAUGAGGAGCUGUUUAAAUGACAGAGAGGUUGAACUUAUCCAACAAAUGGAUCAAGUCAAGGUUGUAGCAAGUGAUGCCUUCCAUAUGAGACAGACUAGUGCUGUUGAUCUUAAAAAGAACAUAGAUAGGGCUGACAGAAUGGAUGAUAAACAGAUAGCUCAACUAAGAGCUGAUGUUAAGCAUUUUGUCAGUGAAAGAAAAAUGGAUGAAGAUUUAAGUCGGACAACAAGAUUUUUGUAUGAUUCUGAUUAUCUUAAAAAAGAAAUAUCACAGUUUGGUGAAGUUGUUCCAGUAAAAUGUACAUAUUCUAUUCGCCGUCCAUCUGUCUCUUCUGUGGCCAGUACUGAGGAACCAGUAGCAGUGGAAACCAGUCACACAACACCUGUCUCUCAUUCAGAAAGUGAGGACCCACAUCCACACAGACUGGAUCGUAAAGCAACAGAAGAAGUAGCAGAACUACAUCAACGACUUAAGAAUUCUCUUCAUGUUCAGGGCUAUGACAAGUCAUCACCAAGACCUAGUAGCAGUCAGGAUAGCAGAGAAAAUCCACAGAACCAACGAAGACAAGACCAAAGACAAUAUGGUGGACCAAGACCACAGUCAGGGCAGAGAGGUCGAGGUGGCUAUGGUUACAGAGGUAGAGGUCGAGGGGGAGAAGGAGGCUACAGAGGUAGAGGUCGAGGAGGAGGAGGAGAAGGUCGUCCUAGAAGUCCAAGGAAAGACUACACACAAGAAGGAAGGGGAACUAACUCUAGUGUCAAUUCUAGUCUUUAACUUUUUUCAGCAACAGUAUUAAACUGCUGAUUACAGAAACAAUGUUUAUUGAAAUGAAAAGUUUAUAGAUUCUUGUUAAAAUGUGAUAAAAAAAAUUGUAAAAAAAUAUAUAUAUUGCACACCUUGUAGUCAAAAUACAGUUAUUUAUUCAUUCUAUUUUUAGAAAUUUAUCGUAGAAAGUUGCAGGGUGAAAUUUUUUGUUUUUGUUAUAACUAUUUUUCUGAGUAACAACGAAAUUCCUGACAAUAACAGGAUGAUGUUUAAUGUAAUGAACUGUGGGUUUUUGUUUAGUUGUAGAACCUUAUGAAAAGAUAAAAAUCACAGGAAAUAUUUUUGUUGCUUAGUAUACUGUGAUCAUUCAUUAGUUUUGUUGUUAUAUUUUCAUUGUUAGUAACUCACAAAUGUUUUUGGUGUCACUCAUGUUUGAAUACAAGGUUUUUUUUAUUCUUCUGCGUGUCAUAGACCUUUUAAUGUUCAAUUUAGAGGCACAAUUAAAUAUCUUAAAAAAUAAAAUUUAUGACAGGCUUUUCUUUAAUUUGAAGUUUGAAAAUAAGGUUAUUAAGAAAAAUUGCUAGAGGUUAAUUAUGAACUAGUGCUAGAAGCUCAAAAUUUGAACUAGUGCUAGGAGGUUACAUGUGAAUUAGUGCUAAAAGGUUAAAUCUGAAAAAAGUGAUAGGAAGUUAUGUUUGAACUAGUGCUGGGAGAUUAAAUUUGAAAUAGUGCUAGGACUUUUAAUUUGAACUAGUGCUAGGAGGUUUAAUUUUAACUAGUGCUAGGAGGUUAAAUUUGAACUAGUGCUAGGAGGUUAAAUUUGAAGUAGUGCUUGGAGGUUAUAUCCUGAACAAGUGCUAGGAAGUUAAAUUCAAUUCAUUUCCUCCUUCAAAAUAUUAACUGGCUUAUUAACAAAUUGUCCUUUUAAAAAUUAAAUUUUUGAGUUACUGCAGUAAAUCACUGAUUUCAAAGUUUAUUGAUGAAGUCAACAUUACAUUACCUGAUUGUUAUUGACAUCAUACAUUUACAUGUAUAUUUUAUAUCCACUUCACAUUCUUGUCAUUGAAGUCCUCAAUAUUCUCCUGUCCUCAAGUAGUUAGACUUAGAAUGUUUAAUAAUUUGAUAUGCAGAUUUCCUUCAUGUUUUAUUAUAAUUCACAAAUUUACUGGUAGAAACCCUUUACUCAUUUCCUGGAAAUAAGAGACAUUAAAGUUGAUGCAAAUUUUAUGUUAAAAAAAGAAAAACAGAAAAAUACCUGUUCAUUGCAGCUGAAUUCAGUGUGUGCGAAGCACUAUUCUGAAAUAACAUUCAUUAAUAAUAUUUAAUUCCAAAAAAUUUGAAAGUUGAGGAUGUAUGACUACGAAUAUAUGAGAAGCCUAAAGUGAAUAGCCGAUUAACAUAAGGUCAAAUUUGCCCUAGGGAGAUGAAAAAUUAGUUUAUUAAAAAUUUAUCAACAGAAAAUUUAAGAAAUUUUU